UGAUGUGCAGUCCAAACUCCAAUCCAAAUUAGAAAAAGGCAACUCUUUCAAUUUAUUUCACUUUUCCGCCAAUUUUUUAAACAGUGUUAUUAGAUGGGGUCAGGAUCUGUUUAAUUCUUCUGGCACCUCCUUAUAUUAAAUUCUAGAGCCGUAAAAGCUUUUUUAGUUUUUGAAGGGAGAGAAAAAUAAUAGAAGUUGAUUUAAUCAAUCAAGUCGCCACUUCUCUUUUUUCUUUUUUUCUAAUUAGUAUAUUGAUUGAUAGAUAGAUCCGUAAAUAUGGCGAUUCUAUAUGCACUGGUCGCGAGGGGAUCGGUGGUGCUGGCUGAGUUUACAGCGACGGCGACAAACGCAAGCGCGAUUGCUAGGCAAAUAUUGGAGAAGAUACCGGGGAAUAAUGAUAGUCACGUCUCUUAUUCCCAAGAUCGGUAUAUAUUUCAUGUCAAGCGCACCGAUGGCCUUACUGUUCUCUGUAUGGCCGAUGAUACCGCUGGAAGAAGAAUUCCUUUUGCAUUUCUUGAAGACAUACAUCAGAGAUUUGUAAGGACUUACGGCCGCGCUGUUCAUUCAGCUCAGGCUUAUGCCAUGAAUGAUGAAUUUUCUAGGGUUUUGAACCAGCAAAUGGAGUACUAUUCCAAUGAUCCUAAUGCUGACAGAAUCAAUAGACUUAAAGGUGAAAUGAGUCAGGUGCGAAAUGUGAUGAUUGAAAAUAUUGACAAAGUUUUAGAGAGAGGUGAUCGCUUGGAAUUGUUGGUGGAUAAAACAGCUAAUAUGCAAGGGAACACCUUCCGUUUCAGAAAGCAAGCUCGUCGUUUCAGAAAUACUGUAUGGUGGAGAAAUGUCAAGCUUACGAUUGCUUUGAUAGUCCUCAUCCUGGUGAUUGUCUAUGUCGUACUGGCUUUUGUUUGCCAUGGACCUGCAUUACCUAGGUGCCUCAAGUGAGGCCUAGCGUUGACUGAAGCAGUUGGAUCAGUGAUACCUUGCUCAAAUUGUGGUUUCUACAUGAAUUAGUUGUAUUGACGGCGUAUGGUGAAACUUUUUUAUUCGCUAUUGGCAGUCUCAACGAAGAGACAGGAUGAACAAAUGAACCAACUGUCAAAACAAUUUGUGGAGCAGGUUGCGAAAAUAAACAAAUAGAAGAACUCGUGGAGCGUGUCCCAGAUCUAUAAUUAUCUCGAGUUAGCCUUUGCAGAAAUUGAUAUACCAAUGGACAUGGAGGCGUCUUUUUUUUCUUCUUUUUUUUUUUUUUGGGCGUUGUAUCAGGAUUACUUUUGUUAAUUAAAAUAACAUGCUUUUUCACUUAUAAACAUACUUUAAGAAUCAA
This is a messenger RNA of Ricinus communis (castor bean), 1321 nucleotides long. RefSeq names its product vesicle-associated membrane protein 711. The transcript is spliced from 5 exons. Gene Ontology annotation, cellular component: membrane. The record is from RefSeq and is a predicted model, not a curated record. The coding region runs from base 277 to 939 and encodes 220 amino acids. Lineage: Eukaryota; Viridiplantae; Streptophyta; Magnoliopsida; Malpighiales; Euphorbiaceae. Gene Ontology annotation, biological process: vesicle-mediated transport.